Molecule: messenger RNA, 1370 nt
Organism: Amyelois transitella
Lineage: Eukaryota; Metazoa; Arthropoda; Insecta; Lepidoptera; Pyralidae
Product: 1-acyl-sn-glycerol-3-phosphate acyltransferase alpha
Exons: 8
Coding region: 364-1194 (276 amino acids)
Biological process (GO): phosphatidic acid biosynthetic process
Cellular component (GO): membrane; endoplasmic reticulum
Molecular function (GO): 1-acylglycerol-3-phosphate O-acyltransferase activity
Source: RefSeq, a predicted model, not a curated record
CAGUAGGUAUCGUAUGGGUCGGAGAAUCGAAUCGAGUGUUCCGCUCUCUGUGCCUCUCAGUGCUAUUCAAUGCGGUGACGGUGUCAAUCGUAUUUCCGAGUAUCUAUAAACUGGACGUGGGCCUACACGGCCCUCUAAAAAUACAAAGAUCGCGCGUCUUUAUAAAAUCGAACAGAAGACCGUCGAAUUUAUGUGCAACUUACUUAGAUUUAGUUUAUAGUGCAAAUAAGUACAACCUUUACUUGGGUAUGAGGUCUUGUUAUUCCCGAUAAGAGAACAAAAGUUUUAUUAUAGUUGCUAAUUGAGGAAAUACAUUCCGUCUGGAUCUGCAUUUGUAAGGUUUUGCAUGAAAAAGUUUGAAAAAUGUCUGUCUUCAAUGUUAUUAACGUAGUCUUGGGCUGUGUGAUGGCCCUGCUCAUCAUACUUUUCACGAUUAGUUCCAUCGCCAGGUACUACAUAAAGUUCACACUAUUCGUCGUAUUGUCACUGGUGUUCGCGACAGCUCCAGUACCACUUAUGUUGUUAAAGCCUUUCGACCCCAAAAAUGCACUGAUACCAGCAGCGCUUUUGAGGCUUACGGCGAGGGUUCUGGGCAUCCGAUGGACAGUAAGGGGGCUGGAGAACGUGGACAACUCCCGAGGAGCGGUCGUGCUGCUUAAUCACCAAAGUGGAAUAGAUCUAUACAUAUUGGCCGUGUUAUGGCCGCUGAUGGAACGAUGCACGGUGGUGUCCAAACGGUCCCUUCAGUACUUAGUGCCCUUCGGCACGGCGGCCUGGCUCUGGGGCACGGUGUUCAUAGACCGCGGGGCGCAGUCAGCCCGAGACGCUCUCAAUAAGCAGGCGGAGGCUGUGAGAGAUCAAAAGCGCAAACUGUUGCUGUUCCCUGAAGGCACGCGGCACGGCGGCGACAAACUGUUGCCGUUCAGAAAGGGUGCCUUCCACGUGGCUAUGGAUGCGAGGGCGCCCAUACUGCCCGUCGUUGUCUCAAAGUACCAUUUUCUGGAUUCCAAGAGGAAACGUUUUGGUUCCGGUGAAAUAAUAAUUACGAUCUUGCCGAUGAUAGAAACCGAAGGCGUACCGAAAGAGGAGAUCCAGUCGCUGGUAGACAAGGCGCAGGCUAGGAUGCAGGAAGAGUUCACAAAGACUACGGCGGAGACAUUGGCUCGACGUUCCGUCCGCGCUAAGGCUGAUUAAAUACGAUGUUUGAAAAAAUCUUUACCCAAAAAAAGCUGUGAUAAAUACAUAGAAAACUGAAGUUUAGUGAUUUUGGUUGACGUUCUUGUUAUAUAGAUGUGUAUAUAUUUUAUACAAUAAAUAUAUUUAACAAAAUAAUUUUGUUUACUUAACUGAAUAAAACACAUUAAAUCCUG